UUAAAAUUAAAAUAGCCUUACGAACAUUUCCACAAAAGAAUGUGUGUUUACAGGGUCGUUCACAUCUGUAUCUUCUUAACAGAUCUUCGCUCGUUCAAUCCCCGAAUGCUCCACCGUUUGAAGACGACACUGGCCUUUUGGCCAUAAGAAGCGGCAGUUUUAAGAAGGCAUAGCACAAUGCAUCACUACGGCACCACCGACAAGUUUCAAAAACUGUACUACAAAACCGAGCUGACAUUGUACAUAGGGUGAUGCUAACCCUUGUCAUGUCAUGCAUGCGAAUCCAACUUUUGAUAAAAGGUUAGAAAUCCAUGCCAUCCAACCAAAACCUAUACUCUAAAUCUAUAAAUAGUAGUGCAUUACAUUGUCGAAAAUAUCACUAGCUGAAAACGCAACAAACAUGGGCACCCUACUAAAUUUCAUGAUCAUCUUCUUUAUAACAUUUUCAUCCUUAUUCUUUGUUAUGGCACAUCCACAACAAAUGAAGAUUAAUCGGAACGAUGGUCAUGAGGAUGACUAUGAAGGGUCUUCUAACCUGGUCAAUCUUCAAUACCAUAUGGGUCCUGUCUUGGCAUCACAAGUACUCAACCUUUACAUUAUCUGGUAUGGAAACUGGAAGCCAACCCAUCAAACCAUCAUCAGAGAUUUCCUCAAUUCUCUAUCCUCCGAUGUUUCUUCUUCUUCGAUCCCAUCGGUGUCUGACUGGUGGAAAACGGUGCGCCUUUACACGGAUCAAACAGGAGCUAACGUCACAGACACUCUUACUCUUUCAGGGGAGUAUCAUGAUACAACAUACUCCCAUGGUGCUGCUCUUACACGUAUGGAUAUUCAAUCAAUCAUCAAAACAGCAACUAGUUAUGAUAAUUCACUGAAAAGAAAAUUGCCAUUGAAUUCUCAAAGUGGUCUUUACUUGGUUCUUACUUCUUAUGAUGUUAAAGUUCAAGACUUCUGCAGAGCGGUUUGUGGUUUUCACUACUUUACGUUUCCUACUCUUGUCGGUGCAACUAUACCUUACUUUUGGGUUGGAUACAGUGGUACUCAAUGUCCUGGAAUCUGUGCUUUUCCUUUUGCACAGCCAAAGUAUAACGGUGGUGGUGGUGGUGGUGGGAGUGCUGGUGGUGGGCUCAAUAACCCCAGCAGAAAUGUGAUGGGUCCGCCAAACGGGGACGUGGGUGUUGAUGGGAUGAUAAGUGUAAUAGCACAUGAACUUGCCGAGGUAUCAAGCAAUCCGCUUGUGAACGCAUGGUAUGCUGGUGAUGAUCCAAUUGCACCUACAGAAAUUGCUGAUUUGUGUGUUGGUGUUUAUGGAUCUGGAGGCGGUGGUGGAUAUGUGGGUAAAACCUAUAAGGACAGAUUGGGAAAUGGGUAUAAUUUGAAUGGUGUUAACGGAAGAAAAUUCUUAGUUCAAUGGGUUUGGAAUCCUGCAAGGAAAAGAUGUUAUGGACCCAAUGCCAUGGACUAACCGAUCAGUUCUGACUCGAAUUCCGAGGAUAGAGUACACAGUGAUGAAGAAGAUCGGCUGUUUUCUUUCUCUGUAUAUACUAAAAUGUUGUGGUGUGAUGUGACCAGGGAGAGCGCUGCUUAUAUUUCUUGCAAAUUUUGGUAUUACAGUUGAUUUGCAGUUUAUCAACAUUUCUCUUACUUGCCAUCUAAGCCAUGUCAAGUUAUUAGCUUCACUUGUUGGAGAUGUAUACGUUGAUCAUAACUCCGGUUUCAAAUCAGUCAGUCACAUGAGCAGAAUGUCUGAACUCUUUUUUUUAAGUACUGAUAUACUCCCCAAUUUCUCAGAA
Messenger RNA from Papaver somniferum (opium poppy), 1790 nucleotides. RefSeq names its product protein EXORDIUM-like 7. Bases 401 to 1462 code for a protein of 353 amino acids. The record is from RefSeq and is a predicted model, not a curated record. The transcript has a single exon. NCBI's taxonomy places the organism in Eukaryota, Viridiplantae, Streptophyta, Magnoliopsida, Ranunculales, Papaveraceae.